AUGUCGUCCGCCGAGGAUCCCAAGCCAAAUGACGCACGUUUGCUGCUCGUCUCGAACCGUCUCCCCAUCACCAUCAAGCGCUCAGAAGAUGGCAAAUAUGAUUUCUCCAUGUCCUCCGGUGGCUUGGUCAGUGGAUUGAGCGGUCUGUCCAAAUCCACCACCUUUCAAUGGUAUGGUUGGCCUGGUCUGGAGGUGCCCGAGGCCGAGAUCCCCACGGUCACCAAGCGUCUGAAGGACGAGUAUGGUGCCGUGCCCGUCUUUAUUGACGAUGAGCUGGCGGACCGCCACUACAACGGAUUUUCAAAUUCCAUUCUGUGGCCCCUCUUCCAUUACCACCCCGGUGAGAUCACCUUUGACGAGUCCGCCUGGGAGGCAUACAAGGAAGCCAACCGACUCUUCGCCAAGGCCAUCGCCAAAGAAGUCCGGGACGGCGAUUUGAUCUGGGUGCACGACUAUCAUCUCAUGCUCCUACCGCAGAUGCUGCGCGAAGAGAUUGGUGAUUCCAAGAAGAACAUCAAGAUCGGUUUCUUCCUCCACACCCCAUUCCCCAGCAGUGAAAUCUACCGAAUCCUCCCCGUGCGCAAUGAACUGCUCCUGGGCGUGUUGCACUGCGACCUGAUCGGUUUCCACACGUACGACUACACCCGCCACUUCCUGAGCAGUUGCUCCCGACUACUUGGACUGGCAACUACUCCCAACGGAAUUGAGUUCCAGGGCAAGAUCAUCACCUGUGGCGCUUUCCCGAUCGGAAUCGAUCCCGAGAAGUUCGCCGAGGGUCUCAAGAAGGAAAAGGUGCAAAAACGUAUUGCCAUGUUGGAAGAAAAAUUCAAGGGCGUCAAGCUCAUGGUCGGGGUGGACCGACUCGACUACAUCAAAGGUGUGCCCCAGAAGCUGCACGCCCUUGAGGUCUUCCUCAGUGAUCAUCCCGAGUGGGUCGGCAAGGUCGUCCUGGUGCAAGUCGCCGUGCCCAGUCGUCAGGAUGUCGAAGAGUACCAGAACCUGCGCGCCGUCGUCAAUGAGUUAGUGGGUCGCAUUAACGGCAAAUUCGGCACGGUCGAGUUUAUGCCUAUUCACUUCCUGCACAAGUCGGUCAACUUUGACGAGUUGAUUGCCCUGUACGCCGUCUCCGACGCCUGCAUUGUCUCCUCCACCCGGGACGGCAUGAACCUGGUCGCAUACGAGUACAUUGCGACUCAGCGAAAGCGUCAUGGCAGCCUGGUGCUUUCUGAGUUUGCGGGUGCCGCGCAAAGCUUGAACGGCAGUAUCAUUGUGAACCCUUGGAACACGGAAGAGCUGGCGGGUGCCUAUCAGGAGGCGGUCACCAUGAGCGACGAGCAGCGGGCGCUGAACUUUGCCAAGCUCGACAAAUACGUUUCCAAAUACACCAGCGCAUUCUGGGGACAAUCCUUCGUGACCGAAUUGACUCGGAUUUCCAACCAAUCUACCGACAAAUUCCAAGCCCAGAAACUUGCCGUGGAUGCAUCUAAUUCGACCAACGGCAGCGUCACCUCGGAACAGACUGCUUAG
Penicillium diatomitis is the source of this 1527-nucleotide messenger RNA. RefSeq names its product glycosyltransferase family 20 protein. Gene Ontology annotation, molecular function: alpha,alpha-trehalose-phosphate synthase (UDP-forming) activity. The coding region runs from base 1 to 1527 and encodes 508 amino acids. The record is from RefSeq and is a predicted model, not a curated record. Gene Ontology annotation, cellular component: cytosol; alpha,alpha-trehalose-phosphate synthase complex (UDP-forming). Gene Ontology annotation, biological process: cellular response to heat; trehalose biosynthetic process. The transcript is spliced from 4 exons. Lineage: Eukaryota; Fungi; Ascomycota; Eurotiomycetes; Eurotiales; Aspergillaceae.